AUGUCAACCAAAGAGUCAACUGCAAGAUUAUUCAAAAUAAAUCAAUAUGCAAAAAGACAGAGACUCGGAACGAAACGAAAAUAUACUAUAAAUAGUGAUUAUAGUGGUUUUCAUUAUAAUGGUCAAUUAUCUAGAGGUGCAGAUGGUGGACAUUAG
Diversispora eburnea is the source of this 156-nucleotide messenger RNA. The record is from the annotation of a GenBank genome assembly. NCBI's taxonomy places the organism in Eukaryota, Fungi, Glomeromycota, Glomeromycetes, Diversisporales, Diversisporaceae.